Messenger RNA from Polychytrium aggregatum, 1934 nucleotides. RefSeq names its product WD40-repeat-containing domain protein. Gene Ontology annotation, cellular component: nucleolus; 90S preribosome; small-subunit processome. NCBI's taxonomy places the organism in Eukaryota, Fungi, Chytridiomycota, Chytridiomycetes, Polychytriales. Gene Ontology annotation, biological process: maturation of SSU-rRNA from tricistronic rRNA transcript (SSU-rRNA, 5.8S rRNA, LSU-rRNA). The record is from RefSeq and is a predicted model, not a curated record. Gene Ontology annotation, molecular function: protein binding. Bases 177 to 1865 code for a protein of 562 amino acids. The transcript is spliced from 6 exons.
GGACGAUACGAGAUCGGCAUCAGGCAACAUCAAGCAACAUCAAGCAGAACCAGGCAGAACCAGGCAGAGCCAGGCAGAACCAGGCAGCGUCAGAGCAAGACCGAGUGCUGCACGCCCGAGAGCCUGAACCAACAAGUAGCCCCCUCCUCGCACAGCACCGCAUACCCACGGCAUCCAUGUCCGACGCCAAAGACAGCCGUCCCUCGUCUGGACGCAAAUCCUUUGGAUCGCAGCCAGAGGCGAGCCCCAAAGCCAAGGGCAGCCAACCCCCCAAACAGAAGAGGGAUGUAAAGGCCCAGCCCAAGCCCAAUCGACACCUUCAAGCGUCCAAGAAAUACGAUCGAAACCCAACGCCCCACGCCCUCCCGCUCAAGAAUAUCGAAGAUCGCAAGCUGAAGGGUACGCUCAAGAAGACUUUCAAGCGAUUCGAAGAUGCGUCAAUCAAAGCUGCUCAGUCCGAGCUGCUGCUGCCAGAGGAGGCUGGCUACCUCGAGGCCGAAGGGAUGGAGCGAACCUUCAAGUUCACACAGGACGAGAUCUCCAAGCACGUAGACAUCAACACCUCUGCAAAGAUGUUUGAUUUGCAGCUCCCCGACUUUGGCCCCUAUGCUAUGGACUACACUCGCAACGGCCGACACAUUUUAAUCGGAGGCCGAAAAGGCCAUGUGGCCACCUUUGAUUGGAAAACAGGACGUCUUGGCUGCGAACUUCAUUUGAAAGAAACCGUUCGGGACGUCAAGUGGCUUCACAACGAGACCAUGUUUGCUGUGGCUCAGAAAAAGUACACAUACAUCUAUGACAACACCGGCCUCGAAAUCCACUGUCUGCGCAAGCACAUCGACGUCAACAAGCUCGAUUUCUUGCCGUACCACUUUCUAUUGGUGUCGGUGGGAACCCCGGGCUGGAUUCUGUAUCAGGAUACUUCGACUGGCAAGCUCGUGGCUGAAUGGCGGACUAAGCUCGGGCCUUGCAAUGCCCUGGCGCAAAAUCCGUACAACGGAAUCAUGACUCUGGGUCACUCAAAUGGCACUGUGACGAUGUGGUCGCCGACGAUGAGCGAACCUUUGGUCAAGAUGCUGUGCCAUAAGGGCCCGGUUCAAGCAAUUGCAGUCGAUCGCGGCGGAUACUAUAUGGCCACCUCUGGCCUGGAUGGACAAAUGAAGAUCUGGGAUAUUCGGACAUACAAGUGCCUAAACGAGUAUUUUACAGCCACGCCGGCAUCCACACUCAGCAUCAGUCAGAAGGGCUUGCUGGCUGUGGGCUACGGACCCAACAUCCAAGUCUGGAAAGACGCCUUUAUCACAAAGCAAAAGGCGCCGUACAUGACCCACUUGAUGCCAGGCUCGGUCGUCCAGGAUCUCAACUUUUGCCCAUAUGAAGAUGUGCUCGGUAUCGGACACAGCAGGGGCAUCUCGAGCAUCGUCAUUCCAGGAUCAGGCGAGCCCAACUUUGACACCUUCGAAGCAAACCCCUACCAAACAAAGAAGCAGCGACAAGAGUCGGAAGUCCACAGCCUGCUGGACAAGCUCCAGCCCGAGACCAUUGCCCUGAAUCCCAACUUUGUCGGCGCCGUCGAUCGCGCCCCCAAAGAGGUCAUUGUGGAGGAGCAACGACUUGAGUACGAGGCCAACCAUCCCCAGGAGAAGUUCCAGCCCAAACUGAAAAAGCGAGGCAAGUCGUCGUCCAUGAGGCGGUACUUGCGCAAACAGACCAAUGUGAUUGAUGGAAACAAGACGAAACUACGCGAGAGACUUGAGAAGGAAAAGCAAGAGCGCGCUGCCAAUAUCAAGCGACAGCGCGGCGAGGCCGAACCGGAAAAGUCAUAUGAUCCGCUUGCCCGCUUUGCCAAGAAAGCCAAGAUCUAGACCAUGGCCAACGGCCAGACGCCUGUCUUCCGCGUUGCUGCCGUCAGACUUUAUUGCUAGAUCGGUGAU